UUAAAAUGGCGGACGCAGCUGAUUGUUUUGAGUUAGAAAACUACGUUGUAAAAAAGGCCCCACCAAGAGCAUUCUACAUUCCGAAUUUCAUUUCAGAAGAGGAGGAGAAGUUUCUCUUGGAUCAGGUAAAUGGUGCUCCUAAGCCAAAAUGGACCAAGCUGUCGGGAAGGAGGCUUCAAAACUGGGGUGAGUAUGGGAUGGUGCUGGAAAAACUGCCAAGGUGGCUGGAAAAAUAUACAACUCAAGUUGGAUCCUUGCCAGUUUUUAACACUGUCACUCCAAAUCAUGUCCUUGUGAAUGAGUAUGAACCUGGUCAAGGAAUUAUGCCUCACGAAGAUGGUCCGUUGUUCUAUCCAGUGGUCUCAACAAUAAAUCUUGGAUCCCACACCUUUUUGGAUUUUUACCAUCCUUUGAAAAAGGCUUCAGAGAAAACAGAGGAGAAUGCUUCAUCAUCAAUGCUGAAUGAACGCUACUUUAUGUCACUUUUAUUGGAGCCCAGAAGCUUAUUCCUACUGACAGGAGACCUCUAUCACAAUUACUUACAUGGUAUUGCAGAGAGAACUUAUGAUGUUGUCACAGAUAAGGUGGCUAAUCUGGAUGCUUGUAAUAAUGCUACCCUUGGAGACAUUUUACAACGAAAUACAAGAAUUUCACUUACCAUAAGAAAUGUGCCAAAGAUUCUUAAAUUCAAGAUUAAUCUGGGGAGAUGACAAAAACUAUUUAUGAGUGACUGUUAUUAGAUUCCACAGUUCCUCAUGACUACUUGUGUAUACAUCUCCAAGUGGAUUACUCCUUGUUGGGAUUUUUUCAACUCCCUGUUCAGCUGAUUUUCAAAGAGACAAUAAACAACUAUUGAUAUAAGAAUAAUGGGAAAUCUGUAAAAAUUUAAAAAAUUUACUUGAAAAAAAAAAUGAAAACAAAGAUAAUCAGGACUGCAAAGACAAAAAGUCAGUAAAUUUAACCCUUUAACUCCUAAGAUCUGAUUGUUGAUUCUCCCUUCUAACUGCCACAAGUUUCCUUGUAAAUUAGUUAUGAGAAAAUGGUGUUAGAUCAGGAUAGUAGCUUCUACCUGAUAAGUUUGAGCAUUCUCAUUACCUGUUUGCUGAAUAAUGUAUGGAUAUUAUAGGGAGAAGUUUUAUGUUAAUCACUUCUGGAAGUUAAAGGGUCAAGUUUAUUUUUCAACUCCAUUCUAGCUAUGUGAUUUGUCAGCCUUUUUCUUUAUGUUUACCAAUCUUCAUACUGUAAACUAAGUUUAAUUUUUAUCUGCAUGCCAAAGUUACCACACUAUAAACUCUUCUAAAGAAAAUUCUAAUUUUACUUGGAGAAAGCAACGUAUAGUGCAUAAUUCUAUUUUGUAUGGAGGACAACUUGUGUCUUUGCACGUUUCCAUCCGUCAACCUGUAAAUGUCCAGUUGUAGUUCUGAAGAAAAUUGAAGUCCAA
Molecule: messenger RNA, 1441 nt
Organism: Pocillopora damicornis (cauliflower coral)
Lineage: Eukaryota; Metazoa; Cnidaria; Anthozoa; Scleractinia; Pocilloporidae
Product: putative RNA/DNA demethylase ALKBH6
Cellular component (GO): nucleus
Source: RefSeq, a predicted model, not a curated record